Molecule: messenger RNA, 987 nt
Organism: Fusarium verticillioides 7600
Lineage: Eukaryota; Fungi; Ascomycota; Sordariomycetes; Hypocreales; Nectriaceae
Exons: 3
Coding region: 1-987 (328 amino acids)
Cellular component (GO): mitochondrion
Source: RefSeq, a predicted model, not a curated record
AUGCUCAGUCGUCAAUUUGCACGCGCCGCUGCCGUCACUCCUCUCGCAGGCGUGCGAGCUCUGAGUUCGACUGCUAUCCUUAACGGUCGCACACCUUCACUGGGAGAUGUCAACCCUACACAUGCAGAGGUCGAUAAGUUCAGUCAGAAGCAGAAGGAAUUCCGCGAUCACCUGGUCGAGGCACAGAAGAAGCGAGAAGCCAGACGCUCUAAGGAGGUGAAGGAGCCUGAACCUUCCCGCAAGGCGGGCCCUUUGACGAACCUCAUUUACGGUACCAAGGAGGGUCGUGAGCUCGAUGCUCAGCUCGAAGCAAGCUUCAGUCAAGUUCUUGCCCGUGGCAAGUACGUCCAUUCGAUCGUUCUUCACGAAGUCAAGCCUGAGAAGGUUGACGAGUAUGUCGAUCUCGUCGGGAAAUGGUAUCCCAAGAUGGCGAACGCCCCGGAGAACAAGGUGAAUUUGGUCGGAAGCUGGAGGACAGAAGUUGGCGAUUGUGAUACCUUCGUCCACAUCUGGGAAUACCAAAAAUACGAAGGUUACCAUCAAUCCCGAUACUCAAUUACUCACCAUCCCGAAUUUGCCGACUUUGAUAAUAAGCUAAAGGGCCUAAUCAACUCGAAGAACGUCUCUCUUAUGCAAGAAUUCUCUUUCUGGCCAACCACCCCCCCACGAUCGCUCGGUGGCAUCUUUGAGUUGCGUUCUUACACGCUGCACCCCGGCAACCUGCUGGAGUGGGAGACACACUGGCGACGAGGUCUCAAGGCCCGCCGUGAGGUUAUGGAGGGUGUAGGCGCUUGGUUCGUUCAGAUUGGCGAUCUUAACACAGUCCACCAUCUGUGGCAGUUUGCCAAUCUUGAGGAGCGUCGAGGCCGUCGUGAACAGAGCUGGCAGGUCGAGGGCUGGAGUGACACAGUCCACAAGACAGUGCCUCUUAUCCAGAGCAUGAAGUCAAGGAUCCUCGUCCCAAUGCCUUGGUCUCCUGUUCGAUAA